AUCCAUAUUGACUGACUGAUGACAUGCUUAUUGCAGAUUUUUAUGCUUGCUUUACUUAGAUGGUCAUCCUUUAUAAGAAUACACAAUUUUCAUGUAAAUAAUAAAUAAAUAAAAAAUCUUUACACAACCCACAUAGAAGGCCUUCCUAUGUACUCCAUCCAAUUAUGCCAUGUGGAAGGGUGAUGUGAUAACUCUGACUGUUGGAUAGAUAAGGCAUGGCCUGGAUUGUCCAUGUGCCAAAUUUCAAAUCCAAAUUGUAUCAUAAACCCUUCCAUGUAUUGGAAUUUUCAUCCAUCCAUUGGUUUUCAACCACUUUUCAAAAUGAUUCUUUUUCCUACUGGAUUUUUAAAGCUUUAUUUUGCCACACGAGCAGGGGACCGGCCUUGUGCAAAAAUAAAAUAAAAAAGAAUCCCAGAUAUUAUGAACCAUUGACAGAGAAAUCUUAAACAUUCUUUCAUCAAGGAAUUUGUCUCCCUAAACAGUUCACAAUCACAGGGUCUGAUGCAAGAUUCGUGGAUGUGGAGCUUUCUUGAUAGGGUCUGUUAGAGAUAAAAUAUAGUUAUGGUUUUUAUAUGUAUCAUUAUCCACUUUUUAGUUCAUGGAUGAUGGUCCAUGGUAACCUUCAUUUCAUUUCAAUAUCUUCAAUUGUCUUAAUAAAAGAUUUGGAUGGUUUCUUACAGGACCACGGGGUUUGUCCAGUAAAAAUAGUCUCAUUUCUGAGAGCUCUAUCUUCUAAAAGGAAGUUGGUUUUUGUCUUGUUUUUAAUAGUUAAAUUAACUUUCUCAAGUUACAGAACAUAUGAGGAACAUUCAGAUUUUCAGAAAUAAAAAAAUGGUAAAGAGGAAGGAUGUAAAAUAACUUACUUUAAGCUGCACCAAACAGAACAUUGGUUUUUCCAUUAGAGAUUGCUAGAUGUGUUGUAGCACAACAGUCCAUGCUAUCCUCUUGUGGACAUGUUAAGCAUAAUUCAUGGCAGCUGUUGUUGAGUUUGUACCAUUUGAUGAACUGAGUAAGUAUUUAUUUUCCUGCAGUGAAUAUCUGUUCUUUGAUUAUGCUCUGUAUUUUUCCCUAAAAUCAUGAAAAGCACAACAUAGAAAUUCUUGGAUUAGAGUUGCAUAUGUACUUCCCCUUACUGAUCUUGCUUCUUCAAGUUCAUGGAAAAUGGUUGACGGUUACAUGUUUUUAUGGGAAAUUCCUGUGGGUGGAGUUAACUUCAUGGCUGGGUUUGUUGGUGAUAAAAUAUUCUUGGUCCUUCAUAUCCAUGGACAGUGGUUGAUUGUAACCUACAACUCAUAGCCACUUUUUUUUUUUUUACUACUAUUAUUCAGUCAAUCUAAGAGGCUAUGAACUUUUAUUAUGUUUUCACAGCAACAUAUUGAUUGGUUUUAUUGCUUCCUUGGUGUGAUAAGUUUUAUUAUUUAGAUGUUGUGAGAAAAUUCAAAGCUUUGUAGUGGAUUCUUAACGUAUUACAUGCUUUGUGAUCAUCAUCUCUUGAAAGUUCUCAUUUUGGAAUUACGAGAUUCCUUUAUUUAUUUUUUUGCUAGGAACCUUUAUUUCUUCAUUUAAAAGAAAAACUUUAAAAAGGAUUGUCAACAAAAAAGGCAUUCAAGUGCCUUGUAGAUUCUCAUCCAGGACUUUUAUUAAUGAGCAGUGCUUGUUGCAAUGUAACCCCUCUUUAGCCAAUAUCUUUGGCAUGGGGGCUAAUUUUGUCAAACUUGCCUUGUGUCUCAUGCUCGUAACAAAUAGCAGCUUGAACUUAGGCUCUCUUUGGUUGGAUUUCUAUUUCAAUUUCAGAUUGAUUUCUUAAAAUAAGUCACAAAAUGGUUUUUCGGUCAAGAAAUUGAAUUUUUUUGGUUUCGUCAAUUGAAAAUAUUUCAAGAAUAAGAAACUCAUUUUAUGGUUCAAUUUUAAGAAUAGAUUCUAUCUAUUUAUGAUAAUAAUAAUAAUUGCAAUGUAGCUCCCUCUUUAGCCAAUAUCUUUGGCAUGGCGGCUAAUGUUGUCCAACUUGCCUUGUGUCUCAUGCUCGUAACAAAUAGCGGCUUGAACUUAGGCUCUCUUUGGUUGGAUUUCUAUUUCAAUUUCAGAUUGAUUUAUUAAAAUAAGUGACCAAAUAGUUUUUCUAUCAAGAAAUUGAAAUUGUUUGGUUUCAUCAAUUGAAAAUAUUUCAAGAAUAAAAAACUCAUUUUAUGGUUCAAUUUUAAGAAUAGAUUCUAUCUAUUUAUGAUAAUAAUAAUAAUAAUAAUAACAAUAAUUAUAAUAGAAAAUAAAAUAGUAUUAAAGUGAUGAUGAUAAGAAUAUAAAAUUUUUUAUAUUAUUAUUAUCACCAUGGAAAAGUCUAGGCACGCAGCUGGGCUACCCAGACUUGUGUCACUCUCUCUCCCCCACCCCAUGGAAAAGACACCGAUGCCCAUGUGUGUCCCGCAUUCCCAUUGUUGGAGCCUCUAACUCUAGGAAAGCUAGCGUCGUGCCCAACCUCUACCCUAUUAUCAUUUGUAAUAUGGAGAAAAGAACCCUGCUCGCUCGUGCAAGUAUACACCUAGACUCACCAAGGUUGAACGACUGUGCUGCCGUUGCAUGUCCAACCUCUACCCUAUUAUUAUUUAUAUUGUGGAGAAAACAUCCCUACCCGCUGGUGCUAGUAUAUGCCUAGACACGGAAAGGCUGAAAGACUAUGCUGCCCCUGCGCUGAAGAUGCUCGUGCGCGCCCUUUCAUUGGCCACUCGCGCUGGCAUAUACCUGCGCUAGCGGGUAGCAUUCUCUUACCAUCAAGGUUUGAGGUCUCAAUUUUGCCCAGGAAAAAACUGAGUUAUGGAGAGUUCUCGGCAAAACCAUGUAAUUUUGGACAGGACAACCCGGAAAAACUUGAGGAUGAGUUUUGGUGGCAAUUUGGCCAAGUUAGCUCCUGGAACUUGUCAUCUAGCCUAUUUUAGGCCUUUUAAACAUAGUGGAAACAUUAUAUUUUUAAAAUUAAACCCAAAAUGGUACUUUGACUUAGGAAACUAGGUUGGUAGCCUAUGGCGUAGGUCUACCUUAGGCUAUUCCACACAAUAUCUAGUACGUUUAGGACACAUAAUUUAAGUACAAGUGUAAAACAACUUAAAUAAGCAUAUAAGGAAUUAAAAGACAACAAAAGGUGUCAAUCUUCAAUCUACAAGUAUUGAAGUUGAUAACCUCUACUUUAGAGGUGAUAUUUGGCAAGAAGAAGCACCAAAAUACAAAGUCUUGUGAGAUAUUUCUUCACAAUAAGGCGAGACAGGCGAGAAAUCUCAUCGAAAUAGGGUUUAAAGCAUCAUGUGACUUGGUUGAGUCGAGUCAACACCGAGAAAUGAACCGAAAUCUUGGCCAGAAACAGAAAUUUUGAGCAAGUUGUUUUCCAGUAUCACCUAUGCUCUCGAAUCACCAAAGCCGAAAAAUGAAACUUUAGCGAGAUCUCGCCGAGACCUUGAACUAUGCUUACCCUUAUAAUAUAAUAGUAUUAUUAUUUCAUGGGUGAGGCAGGGUUUCUUGGAAUCGAUUUCUUCCAAAAUAGGUGAAAUAGCCCCUUGGCUAUUGAAAUUGAUUUCAAUUUCACAGAAAUAAGGUACAAAUAUCAUACCAAACACCCCCUGAAAUAUUUCUUGAAAUCAUACCAAAGAGAGUUUUAACCCAUCAUAUCGUUAUGUUAUUUCUGUAUUUAUUUUAUUUAUGAUGGGAACACAUUCUGUACAUUUUAAGGAAAGAAAAUAAAUUGAACAAGUGGUUGAUUAUCAUGAGGGAAUGUUAAUUUUUUCGUCAUGUGCCUGAUGUGAACUCUUUUAUGUGGGCUUGAAACUGACUGGGCAGAACCAGUGUACACACUACUUGCAACCAGGUAUUGAAUGCAAAAACACCAUACCCAUUGUUUUGACUCCUUCCAGUUCCAGUUAUGAUAGUAGCAAUAUAGCAUCAAUCAGGUAUAUUUAUCUCUAUUCUUAGUAGUCAAAUCUGUAGUAAUUAUCAUCCACUGAGUGACUUUACCCUACCCUCCUAGUCAGUCAUCAAAUUCAUACAAUCAUAGAAUAUUAAUAUUAAUAGUCUCUUCAUCGUCAUCAUUAGAAUUGAUCUACCCUUUUGUCCCAUUUGCUCCUUCAAUAGAUUCACGGUAUUGUGUUGAACUUCCAUAAUGGCACUGUCCCUAUGUUCAGCUCUAUCUUUAGACACUUUUGCGGAUGAUAUCAAGUAGAAUAAUGGUCUAAAGAUUACAUGGAUGUGACACCAUCAUGGAAUAUUGAUUCUGUUUCUUGGUCGAGCUUGGAAGAUGCAUACAACAAUAUCAGACCAGACAGUCUUAUGAUAAAAGGGAAGAUGCCUGAGGGGAUUACGGCUGAGAAACUCUUGGACACCAUAAUGGACACAUUUGCAGAUAGUGUCCCAAAGCAGAAGUCAGUGUCAUUUUUUGAGGAGGAUAAAUCAAAUUCAGUCUCUUCUCAGAUGAAUAAACUUUUUGGACGGCAAAAAAGUAUUCACAACAUUUUGGGGGGUGGAAAGUCUGCUGAUGUUUUGUUAUGGAGGAACAAGAAGAUAUCCGGGAGUGUCUUGACUGGUGCAACAGCAGUCUGGGUGCUCUUUGAAUGGCUUGAUUACCAUUUUCUUUCUUUGGUGCUCUUUGCGCUUGUUAUUGGUAUGAUUGUUCAAUUUGUAUGGUCUAAUGCUUCCGGUAUAUUGAACAGUUCCCCAUCUAAAGUGCCCCGUUUUGUUGUGCCUGAGGAGAUUUUUGUCAAUAUUGGUGCAUCAAUUGGUGCUGAAGUCAAUCGUUUCUUGAGAUUUCUUCAGGAUGUUUCAUGUGGAGGCAACUUGAAGCAAUUCGCCAUGGUUGUGUUUGUUCUGUUUGUUGCUGCUAUUAUAGGAAGCUGGUGCAAUUUUUUGACUGUUUCUUAUGUCGGAUUUGUUGCUGCUCAUACUUUGCCGGUCCUGUAUGAAAGGUAUGAAGACCAAGUGGACAACUUCCUUUAUAAUGUGUUUGGACAGCUUCAGAACCAGUACCGUAAGAUUGAUACUGGCGUACUCAGCAAAAUUCCGAAGGGAAGCCUCAAGGGAAAGAAGUUCGAAUGACUGAAAAGUUCUUAUCCCAAACCCAGUUGAACAAAAGUCGAUUUAAACUUGAUUCUAGUAAGAAACUUCUCUUGGGAAUUUUAUUGUCUACAACCAUAGCUCAAAGAUAGAUUUUAGGAGUUGUGAAUGCUACAUUGUAAAAAAAACAAAUCAUUUAUAUAUUACAAUGGAUGGGGCAUGAAUUGGAAGAUGGGAUCAACCUAUGCCUUUUUAUUUUGAA
Macadamia integrifolia is the source of this 5290-nucleotide messenger RNA. RefSeq names its product reticulon-like protein B8. The record is from RefSeq and is a predicted model, not a curated record. Lineage: Eukaryota; Viridiplantae; Streptophyta; Magnoliopsida; Proteales; Proteaceae. The coding region runs from base 4222 to 5070 and encodes 282 amino acids. The transcript is spliced from 6 exons.